Molecule: messenger RNA, 1646 nt
Organism: Neodiprion virginianus
Lineage: Eukaryota; Metazoa; Arthropoda; Insecta; Hymenoptera; Diprionidae
Exons: 3
Coding region: 59-1075 (338 amino acids)
Cellular component (GO): chitin-based extracellular matrix
Molecular function (GO): structural constituent of chitin-based larval cuticle
Source: RefSeq, a predicted model, not a curated record
UAUAUAAAUGUGACACCGGAGUUUGGAACGACAGUCUUAUUCCACACCCUGAGGAAAGAUGAUCAAGCUUAUACUGUCCCUCGUUGCGAUUCACGGGGCUCUGGGUAUCCCGAGGGCGUCGACUCUGCGCUAUGGAGUUCCCGCCAGAAAUGCUUUUGAAGGAACUCGCGAUUUCUUUAACACCGCGAGUCAGACAGCGGUGGCUGCGCUGCCCGGCACGAGGAAUCUCGCGGCGAAGAGACAGCUGCCCAACUUACCUCCUAUCCCAGAAUUAAACCAGGAUAAUGCGGUGCAGGAAGAAGUCCUCGAGGUCGCCGUGGCUCCGGAGAACUCGGAGCUCCCGCAGCACGAGUACCACGACGGCUACUUUAGCCAACCCAUCGCCUAUUACCGGGCUAGUGAUGUCCGACAGCAGCCUGAAUACCGGGGCUACGACUAUCAGAAGCCCGAAAGUGAAGGUUACGCCUAUCAGAAGCCGGAGAGCCAGGGCUACGACUACCCAAAGCCCGAAAGUAAGGGUUACGACUAUCCAAAACCGGAAAGCCAGGGCUACGACUACCCAAGACCCGAUAAUCAGGGUGGUGAGUCCCAGCAGCCGGAAAGUAUAAGUUAUGAUUACCAGAAACCGUCCACGCAGACUCCGUACUACUACUACCCACCUGUACCAGCACCGGGUGCUGGUAUACGGUUCCCACCGGAAGCUGGAUCGAACAUUUACGAAACUGUGAUCGGACCGAGUUUUCCUCAACCAGAAAGCGGUCAGAACAUCCUUUCUACUGGCAUUGGUGCAUCGCCUCUACCGACAUCAAAUAGUCAAUCUCCUGUGAUUCUUCCACCUGGGACCACGAGCAAGAUCCAGGAUAAUCGUGGGCAGUAUUCACAUGGGUUCUCAGGUCCAGACGGCACCCAAGUCCAGGAAUCGGGUCACUUGAUAACAACCAACGGUGGAUGGGAGUACGUAAUCGCUAAAGAAGGGAGCUACAGCUACACCAGUCCCGAGGGAAUCCCCAUCCACAUAGGCUACGUGGCGGACGAUAACGGAUUCCGAAUUACCAGCCAACGUUUCGGUCGGUAAGACCAGCGAAGAUACCGUAAGCGGUAAUGAAAGUUCCACCGUUGAUACAAUUUUGCCAAGAAGUUCGCUCGGCCCAAUAGAAUAGCGGUUUUACCUUCCUCGUUAAUAUUAGUACUGGUAUUAACACCACUUUUACUUUAUUUCUUUCUUAUUUUGGCACAAAAUUACUUUCGAUAAAAAACAAUAGCGAAUAUUAUGAUGGAAAUAGACGGAUUUUUGAUGAUCAGUGCUUACUAGCAAUUAGUGUAGUUUCCGCCUACAUCCACAUCACGAUAUAUACAUAUAUAUAUAUAUCACAUGCGGUAUGUAUUUUUAGUAUAGUUUUUACUGUGGCAAUGUAACGACUAAAUUCAACUGAUACGAUGAGGAACUGGUCAGAUUCGUCGUUGGGACGUCAAGACUAUUUAAUUUAUUUUAGUCGCACAAUAAAAUGUCAGUAAUAUUUGUACAAUCUUGGUUUUGAACGACAUAUCAUGUUUGUCGCGAAGCCCUUACUCACCAUACUUGACGGUUAAUUUAUUACUCCAUAAUGAUUUCUCUUAUCGAUGACAGUUUUCAAUGAGUAAGAAUU